Empidonax traillii (willow flycatcher) is the source of this 1311-nucleotide messenger RNA. RefSeq names its product endothelin-2-like. NCBI's taxonomy places the organism in Eukaryota, Metazoa, Chordata, Aves, Passeriformes, Tyrannidae. Gene Ontology annotation, biological process: vein smooth muscle contraction; intracellular calcium ion homeostasis; regulation of vasoconstriction. The transcript has 5 exons. Gene Ontology annotation, cellular component: extracellular region. The record is from RefSeq and is a predicted model, not a curated record. The coding region runs from base 106 to 633 and encodes 175 amino acids. Gene Ontology annotation, molecular function: endothelin B receptor binding; hormone activity.
GGACGGGAGGAAAAGGAGGAAAACCCACAGAAGAGCCCCCCUAAAGCCGCCGGCUCAGCCUAGCUCAGCUCAGCUCAGCCCAGCUCAGCCCGCAGAGCCGCGGUGAUGCCCCGCCACCCCGCAGUGCUGCUGGUGCUCGCCCUCCUCGCCCUCCUGGAAGCCGGUCUGGGCCAUCCCCCGCCCGAGUCCCACCUGGCCGCGCACCCGAGGACCAAGAGAUGUUCGUGCAACAGCUGGAUGGACAAGGAAUGCAUUUACUUUUGUCACCUGGACAUCAUCUGGGUCAACACACCUGGGCACACGGCUCCCUACGGCCUGGGGAGCCCGCCCAGGCGGCGCAGGAGGUCGCCGGGCAGGUGCCAGUGCUCGCACUCCAGGGACAACAUCUGUGCCACCUUCUGCCAGGGAAAGCCUGGGUACCUCCAGAGUCUGAAGCUCCCAGUGAGUUCUGCAGCAUCAACGAGGUCCCCACAGAGUGGUGACAUGAAGCCUCCCCAUCAUGGCCUACUGAGGGCUCUCAGGGACCUUGCUGCCUCCAGCCUGCGCUCUGGGAAACAUCCGCAGCGCUCCCGGAGGGACGCCCAGCCAACGACUCUGCCUUGGAGGAAAAACAUCUGGAAGAAGAAGAGAUAAGGAACAGGUGCAUCCCAAGUUCACCAGAAGAAUUUGGAGUCCUGUGGGUGCCACCAGCUCUGCUGUCAGUAGUUAGAGCUGAAGGAAAGGCCGUGAGUGGAAGGGAAGAAGUGGAAGUGUCCGUGCUCCUGUUGCUGACCCAGCACUGCCUGUACUCCAGAGACUGUUGUAAAGGGAAAACUCUCUAUACAGCCCUAGAUGUGUUGUGGAGCUGAAUUGUGCCUUUUUGGAUCAGGCAAGGGUCUUGCUGGAGGAGUACGAGCUUAACUGUGCUCUGGAGUCGUGGGCAGAGGGUGGAAUCCCAGCCCAGGUGGUUCUGUGCAGGCUGGAUGUGCCAGCACUGAGCCCGUGUCUCUGGCCUGCUCUGCUCUGCCUUUGAGCUGUGUCUGAGCAGGGCCCAGCUCCUUUCAGAGGUGCUCUGGCUGCUCUUGUUGCUCAGGGAUGAGCUGCCUCCAGCCUGAGCCCGACUUUGCACUAUUUUCUCUUGUCAGUCAGUGCCUGUGGAUGAGACUCCCGGGCUGGAACAGCUCCCAGUUUGUAUUAAAAAUAUACAGACAAUCCAGAAGCCUGGAAGCCAACUGAGUGGUCAGUGGCACUCACUGGCUGAGAAAUUCACUGCAGGGAGUUUUCCCUGCAGUCCCUGAGUGGCUGUAGUGGAGGUGGAGGGUGGCUCACACC